This is a messenger RNA of Mesorhabditis spiculigera, 453 nucleotides long. The record is from the annotation of a GenBank genome assembly. Lineage: Eukaryota; Metazoa; Nematoda; Chromadorea; Rhabditida; Rhabditidae.
AUGCGGGUUUUAAUUGAGAUUCUCAUUUUUGCUGUUGCAAUUAUUUCGACUACAAAUGCGGCAGAAGGCGGAUCGUCGAUCUCUGGAAUUUGGGUUACUUGCCAUGAUAAGAUGGAUGUAUGUGUCGACAAGUGCGAAUCUUGGUUCCGACAAUGUUACGUAGCUGAUCAUUGCAACGAAGGAUCGCAUCAGCAAGCCGCUUGUGCACCAAAUGUUGCCUCAAUGGUGCUGCUAACAUUCCUAUGUAUUGCGUCGCUGGUUUCGUGCUGUUGUAUCCUAUGCUUCUGCGCGCCGUGUUGCAUCUGUUACCAGGCGCUGAAGAAGAGGAAGAACAGGAAUAGGCAAAAUGCCAAGGAUGCCGAGUUGAUUCAUACUACCAAGGUUUAUGAACCUGAAUUCAUUCAACUCGACCACGAACCCUACAAAUUCGGCCACCGCACCCGAGUUCUGAGC